AUGGACGACAUCGUCCAACCGACACCCAUUCACCCGGGCGACGACCACGAGCACGCCGAAUCGGCCCUCCCCCCGCACAUGCGCGAGUCGGUCACCAAGGUCCCUGUCACGCCCGACAUCACUCGGGAAACGUACGAAUCCGACACGAGCGACCGCACGAGGGUGCCCGAGCCGCCCAACGGCCACUACUUCUCACGCCGCGAGCUCGACCACGCGAUUGCCCCGUCGCCGGACGCGGAUAAUACUGCUCAAGAGGGACAGACCUUCCAGGAGAAGAUCGAUACCGGUGCUAGAGAGGGUCAUGAGUUUCUAAGAAGGUUGAGUGAGGUUGUUGUGGGGAAUACCUCGUCUACGAGUGAAUCAGGGGCCUUGAUGCAUGAUAUUCGCGUCAAGCAUCCUGAUCUAGCGCUGACGGGGAAUAUUAUCUCGGCGACGUUCAAUAUCCCGCAUUCGCUGCGGUAUCGCAAGGGUGCCGAUUGGGAACUCACUCCGCGCCGGGGACAAUCCGCCCUCUUCGACGCCUUCUCCUACCUCUCCUCGGACGACAUCCCCUGGAACCACACGGUCGUCGCCUGGACCGGCGAAAUCGAGAUCCCGCAAGAUGUGCCCUCUCCCCCGGGCACACCGCCCUCCGGCCCCGUCCUCACUCCCACCGACCCGCCCCCGUCCCGCGCGGGCCCAGCCCUCGCCGCCGAAGGUCUCUGGAUCCCGAAGGAAGAUAUGCUCCGUCUCGAGCACCAGCUGUCCCACUCCAACAAGAUCAAGACCGUCCCCGUCUGGCUAGCCGACGACGCCGACCUGACCGACGAAGGCAUCCACCUGCGCGACCAGGCGCGCUGGCGCCGGUACGCCGAGCACGAGCUGUACACCUUGUUCCACUACAAGCAGCACGAGCCGAACGACGGCCGCGCCGAAAAGGUCCAGUGGACCGAUUAUAUGCGGAUGAACCUCCGAUUCGCGAAUAAGAUCCUCGAGGUGUACAAGCCGGGGGAUAUCGUCAUUGUGCAUGACUACAAUCUGAUGUUGUUGCCCGGCAUGUUGAGGCAGCGCGCCCCGCACAUGUAUAUCGCCUUUUUCCUGCACUCUCCCUUCCCGUCGUCGGAGUUUUUCCGGUGUUUGCCGAGGAGGAAGGCCGUGCUGGAGGGGGUGCUGGGCGCGAACUUGGUCGGGUUCCAGAGCUAUAGCUACUCGAGGCACUUCGUCUCGUGCUGCACGCGCAUUCUGGGCUAUCCUUCGGAUAGCACGGGCGUGGAUGCCAAUGGUUCGCGCGUGGAGGUGGGCGUGUUCCCCAUCGGGAUCGAUGCGGCCAAGGUCGCGCGUCUGGCCUGGUCGGAGAGUGUCUCGCAGAAGUAUGAGGCGCUCAAGCGGCUGUAUGCAGGGAAGAAGUUGAUCGUGGGACGCGACCGUCUCGACAGCGUGCGCGGCGUCGCGCAGAAGCUCAUGGCGUUUGAGCGGUUCCUGGAGUUGUAUCCCGAGUGGCGCGAUAAGGUCGUGCUGAUCCAGGUCACGUCGCCGACCAACAUCGAGGAAGAGAAGGAAGACCCCGAGAAUAAGAUCUCCUCCCGGGUCAACGAGCUCGUGUCCAAGAUCAACGGCACCUACGGCUCCAUUGGCUUCACCCCCGUCCUGCACUACCCGCAGUACAUCUCCCAAGACGAGUACCUCGCCCUCUUGAGGGCCGCCGACAUCGGCCUGAUCACCUCCGUCCGCGACGGUAUGAACACUACCAGUCUCGAAUACGUCAUCUGCCAGCGGGAGUCUGCCGGUCCCCUGAUAUUAUCCGAGUUCUCGGGCACCGCGGGCAGUCUCAAGGACGCAAUCCAUAUCAAUCCGUGGGACUUGACCGGUGUGGCUGACCAGAUCAACUUUGCACUGACCAUGCCCAUGGAGCAGAGGCGCGCCAUGCAGGAGAGCUUGCUGGCGCAUGUGACCAGUCGGAAUGUGCAGUAUUGGAUUGCGGGGUUCUUGAGGAGGUUGGUGACUGUGCUGGCGAGUCGGAGGUGUGUGACCUCGACGCCAUUGCUUGAUAAGGAGGUUUUGAGGAGGAAAUAUGAAGCGGCGGGGAAGAGGUUGUUCAUGUUUGAUUACGACGGGACCUUGACGCCGAUUGUGAGGGAGCCGAGUGCCGCGGUGCCGAGUAAACGGGUGAUCGAGGCCUUGACCCAGCUCAGCAGGGAUUCCAGGAAUAAGGUGUGGAUUAUUUCAGGACGCGAUCAGAAUUUUUUGAUGCAGCAUUUGGGGCAUAUUGAGGGGCUAGGGUUUAGUGCGGAGCAUGGGAGCUUUGUGCGGGAGCCGGGGCAGAAGGAGUGGGAAAAUUUGGCCGCGAGGUUUGAUAUGGGUUGGCAGAAGGAGGUAUUGGAGGUGUUCCAACGCUACACUGACAAGGUUCCGGGCUCCUUCAUCGAACAAAAACGCUGCGCCCUUACCUGGCACUACCGCCUGGCUGAUCCCGAACUCGGCCUCCACAUGUCCCGCGAAUGCCACAAAGAACUCGAGUCCACUGUCGCCCGCAAGUGGGAUGUCGAGGUCAUGACCGGCAAGGCGAACCUUGAAGUGCGCCCGACGUUUAUCAACAAGGGUGAGAUCGCCAAACGUUUAGUCCUCACUUACAACUCAUCUCCUGAAGACGGUGGGAAAGUCGGGUUUGUGUUGUGCAUGGGCGAUGACUUCACCGACGAGGAUAUGUUCCGGGCGUUGAACGGACUGUGUGUGCCGCCGCAGGAAGGGGGUAGUGGCGCAGGGGAGUUGGAGGAAGAGAGCUGUUUUGCGGUGACUGUUGGUGCCAGUACGAAGGUUACGUUGGCGAGGUGGCAUUUACCGGAGCCGGAGGAUGUGAUUGAGAUUGUGGCUUCUUUAGCGGGGCUGCCGCCCAAGGAGCACGAGGCCGAGAAGCUUGAGACUCCUAAGGACGAGUGA
This is a messenger RNA of Thermochaetoides thermophila DSM 1495, 2916 nucleotides long. Its product is annotated as trehalose-6-phosphate synthase-like protein. Gene Ontology annotation, molecular function: catalytic activity. Bases 1 to 2916 code for a protein of 971 amino acids. Lineage: Eukaryota; Fungi; Ascomycota; Sordariomycetes; Sordariales; Chaetomiaceae. Gene Ontology annotation, cellular component: alpha,alpha-trehalose-phosphate synthase complex (UDP-forming); cytosol. Gene Ontology annotation, biological process: cellular response to heat; fungal-type cell wall organization; trehalose biosynthetic process. The transcript is spliced from 3 exons. The record is from RefSeq and is a predicted model, not a curated record.